UAUGAGUUCAUGGAAAAGGGGACUCUAAGAAAUCAGCUCUAUCAUUCAAAUGGCAAUCCUGAGAGAUCAUCAUCACGAUUUGAAUUAUCUUGGAAGCAAAGACUUGAAAUUUGCAUUGGAGCAGCAAAGGGGCUACAUUAUCUACACACUGGUCCAGCUGGAGGGAUCAUUCACCGUGAUUUGAAGUCAUCAAACAUUUUGCUUGAUGAAGAUUAUGUGGCUAAAGUUGGUGACUUUGGCCUUUCAAAGUCAGGCGUUUCUGAUACAGAUCAUUUCACCAUGGGAAUAAAGGGUAGUUUUGGUUAUCUUGAUCCAGAAUACUUUACGACACUCCAGUUUUCAGUAAAAUCAGAUGUGUACUCAUUUGGAGUAGUACUUUUUGAAGUUCUUUGCGCCAGACCAGCUGUUGACAACUCACUUCUGAGUGAGCAGGUGAGCUUGGCUGAAUGGGGGAUGCUGUGGCAAAGGAAAGGCCAAUUUGAGGAAAUUAUUGAUCCAUUGCUUGUUGGUAAAAUCAAGCCUAGUUCAUUGAAAAAGUUUGGGGAAACUGCUGAGAAGUGUUUGAAGGCAAAUGCUGCUGAGAGGCCUGUAAUGCAUGAAGUGUUAUGGGACUUGACAUUUGCACUGCAGCUUCAAGAAAUUACAAUUCACAGAGAGCUACAUGAAGAUAGUUCAACAAGCGUUUACCAAAAAAAUGAAGAUAGUUCAACAAGUACUUCAUUGGAGUUACAGUUGCCUGUUAUUUGUCAUUUGCCUUCCACUAGAACCCUGAUUGAGGAGGAUGAUGGUUCAAAUACAACAGCUAGUGAAGUCUGAGCCCCAGUUGAGGAUUGAUGGUGCCAGAUGGUCUCCACUAGUUUUAGGUACAUAAUAGUUCAUAGGUUCUGUUUGUGGCUUCUCAUCACCAUAAAAUUGUAAUAUUAUUGAUGUAGUACUGAAUAUGAGUUUCAAUUUGUGUUAUUUGUUAAAA
Messenger RNA from Quercus robur (English oak), 970 nucleotides. RefSeq names its product probable receptor-like protein kinase At5g59700. Gene Ontology annotation, molecular function: transmembrane receptor protein tyrosine kinase activity; ATP binding. NCBI's taxonomy places the organism in Eukaryota, Viridiplantae, Streptophyta, Magnoliopsida, Fagales, Fagaceae. The record is from RefSeq and is a predicted model, not a curated record. Gene Ontology annotation, biological process: protein autophosphorylation. Gene Ontology annotation, cellular component: plasma membrane; plasmodesma. The transcript has 2 exons. The coding region runs from base 10 to 816 and encodes 268 amino acids.